CUGCGAUUCUGGACAUUUACCAAAAGCGUUCACAACCUCUCAUAAGGAGGCCUUAAACAUGUUUUUGGACAAGAUGGACAGAUUUAGAGGUUAAUGUGCAAGUUAUGAUUUCCUGAUUCCAUAUGUUAAGUGUAUUUAGGAUUCCUGAGCGACGGAAUAUACUUAAAAUGGGUUACUCAAAAUACCUACUUUAUUUAUGGGCUUUGAUCAUCCAAGGCCUCAGUGAACAAAAUAAGGCAAAUAUUCUAAAAAACAAUAUAAUUGCUACUAUAAGCAAGACCAUUAGUAAAUGCCAACUGGAUUUGCCUCCAGAGGAACGCAACGUAACAGUACGGAUUAAAUGUAUUGGCACUGAGACAGAAGAUGGCAAUGUGGAGGAACUGACAAAGAGGCAAUUAGUUCAAAGGUUUGGCCAGACAAAUGCAGCAAUCUGCGGAGCAAUGACAUCUAUAGAAUGCGAAGAAGUGUUACCUACAACAACAACAACAACAACAACA
Molecule: messenger RNA, 497 nt
Organism: Owenia fusiformis
Lineage: Eukaryota; Metazoa; Annelida; Polychaeta; Sabellida; Oweniidae
Source: the annotation of a GenBank genome assembly